Messenger RNA from Ctenopharyngodon idella (grass carp), 1456 nucleotides. RefSeq names its product copper chaperone for superoxide dismutase. The coding region runs from base 66 to 872 and encodes 268 amino acids. Gene Ontology annotation, molecular function: copper ion binding. NCBI's taxonomy places the organism in Eukaryota, Metazoa, Chordata, Actinopteri, Cypriniformes, Xenocyprididae. Gene Ontology annotation, biological process: removal of superoxide radicals. The record is from RefSeq and is a predicted model, not a curated record. The transcript has 8 exons.
UUAUUUUAUUACGUUUUCUGAGCGCGGAACUUCCGCGUACGUCAUUGUCAGCGUGCGAACCAGAGAUGGACACAAACAGAACAGCGAAGAUUGAGUUUGCGGUGCAGAUGUCAUGUGACAGCUGUGUUAAUGCUGUAAAGGGCGUCUUGGAGAAAGAACCAGGAGUGAAAUCGGUGCACAUAAACCUGGCUAAGGAGGAGGUUCUGGUUGAAACGGCGCUCACCUCUCUACAGGUCCAGAGUCUCAUUGAAAGCACAGGCAGACGGGCGGUGCUGAAAGGAAUGGGCAGCUCAGAAUCAGACCUGGGAGCUGCUGUGGCGAUGGUCAGUGGGGCGGGGCUAGUGCAGGGCGUGGUCCGAUUCCUGCAGCUGUCACAGGAACGCUGUUUGAUUGACGGGACGAUUGACGGGCUGGCGCCUGGAGCACACGGCCUGCAUGUGCACGAACUGGGCGAUCUCACACAGGAUUGCAUGAGCUGUGGAGAUCACUUCAAUCCGUUCAGGAAGCAGCAUGGAGCUCCUCAGGACUCUGAGAGGCAUGUGGGUGAUCUGGGAAAUAUUACGGCUGGCCCUGAUGGCAGAGCUUCAUUCCGGCUAGAAGACUCUCAGAUAAAGGUGUGGGAUGUGAUUGGUCGGUCUCUGGUGGUGGAUUCUGGGGAGGAUGAUUUGGGCCGUGGGAGUCACCGGCUGUCCAAAAUAACAGGAAACUCAGGAGAGAGGCUGGCAUGUGGAAUCAUUGCACGAUCGGCCGGUUUGUUUCAGAACCCCAAACAGAUUUGUGCCUGCGAUGGUGUGACUCUGUGGGAGGAGAGAGAUCGGCCCAUCGCUGGGAGAGGACGGAAAGUCACUGACGCACCGGCAGCAAAUCUGUAAUGGGGUGAGGAUGCGACCUUCACACACGUCAAGGAAUGCAGAUGGAUGUGAAGCACAGAUACGGAAGGAAGGAGAUAAGAGACCAAAAACGUGCCUGUCUGAAGCCGUUAUGAAUGUAGAGAUUCAGGUUUAGAUGAGAUUCUGAGCCAAAUUCUGAUGUAUCCACAUGCUACAAAUACAGAAAUCAAAGCAUGUGUAACUAUGUAAUAUGUAGAUGGUGUGGAUAUAUAGCUAAAUUCUCUCAAAUUUUGACAGUGAUAAUUCAUUCCGUUAUAUGUCAGUUUGUCAGAUUUUACACACUUCUGCUGUAACUUCAAAGUUUAAAUUUAGAAAAAAAGCUAAAAAAGAAAAGUAUUACUAUAUGAUGACUGAAUUAAAAAAUUUAAAUGUUUUUCGAUGGGGCAAUUUGCAAACGUUUUCAAAAAAAUCAUAUCAAAAAAAGCACUUCUGUAAUGACACUUUAUCCUUACAUUAAUCUGAAUUUCCCAUUAGCUAAGUGACCUAAAGUAAUUUUUGUAUUGUUUGAAAUGAUUUUUGAUUAUUGUUGUACAUAUAAUUGAAUAAAUAAAUAAAUAAAACCAAAA